Procambarus clarkii (red swamp crayfish) is the source of this 2581-nucleotide messenger RNA. Lineage: Eukaryota; Metazoa; Arthropoda; Malacostraca; Decapoda; Cambaridae. The record is from RefSeq and is a predicted model, not a curated record.
CAAGCUGCAACACCUAGAGCCCUCCCACAGCAAGCUGCAACAGUUAGAGCCCUCCCACAGCAAGCUGCAACAGUUAGAGCCCUUCCACAGCAAGCUGCAACACCUAGAGCCCUCCCACAGCAAGCAACAACACCUAGAGCCCUCCCACAGCAAGCUGCAACAGUUAGAGCCCUUCCACAGCAAGCUGCAACACCUAGAGCCCUUCCACAGCAAGCAACAACACCUAGAGCCCUCCCACAGCAAGCAACAACACCUAGAGCCCUCCCACAGCAAGCAACAACACCUAGAGCCCUCCCACAGCAAGCUGCAACACCUAGAGCCCUUCCACAGCAAGCAACAACACCUAGAGCCCUCCCACAGCAAGCAACAACACCUAGAGCCCUCCAACAGCAAGCUGCAACAGUUAGAGCCCUUCCACAGCAAGCUGCAACAGUUAGAGCCCUCCCACAGCAAGCAACAACACCUAGAGCCCUCCCACAGCAAGCAACAACACCUAGAGCCCUCCCACAGCAAGCUGCAACACCUAGAGCCCUCCCACAGCAAGCAACAACACCUAGAGCCCUCCCACAGCAAGCAACAACACCUAGAGCCCUCCCACAGCAAGCUGCAACAGUUAGAGCCCUUCCACAGCAAGCUGCAACAGUUACAGCCCUCCCACAGCAAGCAACAACACCUAGAGCCCUCUCACAGCAAGCUGCAACAGUUAGAGCCCUCCCACAGCAAGCAACAACACCUAGAGCCCUCCCACAGCAAGCUGCAACACCUAGAGCCCUCCCACAGCAAGCAACAACACCUAGAGCCCUCCCACAGCAAGCAACAACACCUAGAGCCCUCCCACAGCAAGCAACAACACCUAGAGCCCUCCCACAGCAAGCAACAACACCUAGAGCCCUCCCACAGCAAGCAACAACACCUAGAACCCUCCCACAGCAAGCAACAACACCUAGAGCCCUCCCACAGCAAGCAACAACACCUAGAGCCCUCCCACAGCAAGCAACAACACCUAGAGCCCUCCCACAGCAAGCUGCAACACCUAGAGCCCUUCCACAGCAAGCAACAACACCUAGAGCCCUCCCACAGCAAGCAACAACACCUAGAGCCCUCCAACAGCAAGCUGCAACAGUUAGAGCCCUUCCACAGCAAGCUGCAACAGUUAGAGCCCUCCCACAGCAAGCUACAACACCUAGAACCCUCCCACAGCAAGCAACAACACCUAGAGCCCUUCCACAGCAAGCUGCAACAGUUAGAGCCCUCCCACAGCAAGCUGCAACAGUUAGAGCCCUCCCACAGCAAGCUGCAACAGUUAGAGCCCUUCCACAGCAAGCUGCAACAGUUAGAGCCCUCCCACAGCAAGCAACAACACCUAGAACCCUCCCACAGCAAGCAACAACACCUAGAGCCCUCCCACAGCAAGCUGCAACAGUUAGAGCCCUCCCACAGCAAGCAACAACACCUAGAACCCUCCCACAGCAAGCAACAACACCUAGAGCCCUCCCACAGCAAGCUGCAACACCUAGCGCCCUCCCACAGCAAGCAACAACACCUAGAGCCCUCCCACAGCAAGCAACAACACCUAGAGCCCUCCCACAGCAAGCAACAACACCUAGAGCCCUUCCACAGCAAGCAACAACACCUAGAGCCCUCCCACAGCAAGCAACAACACCUAGAGCCCUCCCACAGCAAGCUGCAACACCUAGAGCCCUCCCACAGCAAGCAACAACACCUAGAGCCCUCCCACAGCAAGCAACAACACCUAGAGCCCUCCCACAGCAAGCUGCAACACCUAGAGCCCUUCCACAGCAAGCAACAACACCUAGAGCCCUCCCACAGCAAGCAACAACACCUAGAGCCCUCCAACAGCAAGCUGCAACAGUUAGAGCCCUUCCACAGCAAGCUGCAACAGUUAGAGCCCUCCCACAGCAAGCUACAACACCUAGAACCCUCCCACAGCAAGCAACAACACCUAGAGCCCUUCCACAGCAAGCUGCAACAGUUAGAGCCCUCCCACAGCAAGCUGCAACAGUUAGAGCCCUCCCACAGCAAGCUGCAACAGUUAGAGCCCUUCCACAGCAAGCUGCAGCAGUUAGAGCCCUCCCACAGCAAGCAACAACACCUAGAACCCUCCCACAGCAAGCAACAACACCUAGAGCCCUUCCACAGCAAGCUGCAACAGUUAGAGCCCUCCCACAGCAAGCAACAACACCUAGAGCCCUCCCACAGCAAGCAACAACACCUAGAGCCCUCCCACAGCAAGCUGCAACACCUAGAGCCCUCCCACAGCAAGCAACAACACCUAGAGCCCUCCCACAGCAAGCAACAACACCUAGAGCCCUCCCACAGCAAGCAACAACACCUAGAGCCCUCCCACAGCAAGCAACAACACCUAGAGCCCUCCCACAGCAAGCAACAACACCUAGAGCCCUCUCACAGCAAGCUGCAACAGUUAGAGCCCUCCCACAGCAAGCAACAACACCUAGAGCCCUCCCACAGCAAGCAACAACACCUAGAGCCCUCCCACAGCAAGCAACAACACCUAGAGCCCUCCCACAGCAAGCUGCAACAGCUAGAGCCCAACAAGUGA